This is a messenger RNA of Jatropha curcas, 615 nucleotides long. The record is from RefSeq and is a predicted model, not a curated record. Lineage: Eukaryota; Viridiplantae; Streptophyta; Magnoliopsida; Malpighiales; Euphorbiaceae.
AUGGACCGUAAUGAGUUGAAAUGGAACCAAGUAGCAGAAGGACCGUAUCAUGUGAUUACUCGAGCUAGAAACAUGCUAGCCUCUUGGAAGAAAGCCCAGCUGAAGUCGUCUAAUUCUGGUAUAGAUGUUUUUGCGGGUAAUCAAUGGCUCCCGCCACCUGCUGGCACCUUCAAAAUUAAUUUUGAUGCAGCUCUCCUCCCCUCUGUUGGCCAUGGAGCUUUUGGUGCUGUAAUUUCAAACUGUCAUGGUGAAUUUGCAUCAACAUCAGCGUCAUCAUUGCGGGGUUGUUCUUCUCCAGCAUUAGCUGAAGCUCAAGCGCUUAGAAAUGUUUUGUCAUGGUUGCUGUUGGACUACUCUAGUUUGCAGUUUCAGGUUGAGACUAAUUGCCUGCAAGUUUACUAUGCUAUGAGGAGUUCUGUCCAAGACUUGUCUGAGUUUGGAGUUGUCAUCUCUGAAUGUAAGUUACUCUUAGUCCAAUUGCCUAAUGUCAUUUUGGCUUGGAUUAGAAGACAAGCUAAUGAUAUAGCUCAUGUUUUAGUUAAAUCAGUUCCUAGUGGGGCUUAUUUUCGAACUUGGAAUAUUGUUCCCGCUUAUAUUGCUUGUUUCUUCUCUUAA